Diorhabda sublineata is the source of this 474-nucleotide messenger RNA. RefSeq lists its product as uncharacterized. Gene Ontology annotation, biological process: lipid metabolic process. Bases 62 to 373 code for a protein of 103 amino acids. NCBI's taxonomy places the organism in Eukaryota, Metazoa, Arthropoda, Insecta, Coleoptera, Chrysomelidae. The record is from RefSeq and is a predicted model, not a curated record. The transcript has 4 exons.
AGAUAUAAAAAUAUAAAAUCAAACCUCCAGACCUCCACCUUUAAAAUUUUCACUUUUUAAUAUGAAAAUAUUCGUGACUGCAUUAUUGUUAGCAUGCCUUAGCAUGUCUAUGCAGAACACACUAGAAGAGAAGACUGGAUACAACAUAAAUGAUCCUGAUUUAUGUAAUCUAUGUGAAAAGGUAGCUGGAGAAAUCAAGAGAUUUUUUGAACAAGAUAUGUCAGAGGAUGAGGCGGAAGAGCUAGUGAAAGAGGUAUGCAGUUCGUUAGGAGACGACUUAGGUCAAAUAUGCAAAGAUGCUUUGGUUCCAACCAUAAGAGAUAUCUACGAAGUGCUUGAUGACGAUCUUUGUAAGAGUCUUGGCCUCUGUUAAGUUAUUCAAUUGUCACUAGACUAGCAUAUUAUUCUCAAAGUUUAAUGAAUUCUAAAAAAGUGAAAUGUAACUUCCACAAUAAUAAAUGUUUUUAAAAAUCA